Messenger RNA from Laccaria bicolor S238N-H82, 777 nucleotides. RefSeq lists its product as uncharacterized. The coding region runs from base 1 to 777 and encodes 258 amino acids. The transcript has 8 exons. The record is from RefSeq and is a predicted model, not a curated record. NCBI's taxonomy places the organism in Eukaryota, Fungi, Basidiomycota, Agaricomycetes, Agaricales, Hydnangiaceae.
AUGGGGUUGAGUGGUAAACCUGAUAGAAGCCGCAAGGUGAAGCAACAUCACCUUGUUACUUCGUUCAAUCCCAUCUACUCCAACGACCUGGUUAUCAGCCGCAUUUUGCCAAAGUCCCUCACUCCCCCUCAUACUGCUUUAUCACUAAAGAGAUAUCUCUGCAAGAUAGAAGGCUUGGCAGAACCAAACACAAGUUUAUUCGAGUUGCUGUCAAGUGAUGUCGCCAUAGCAGGUUCCACACGUCUCAAGUUGCAAGAUCAUCUUGGCAUAGGAGCAACAUCUAGCGAGCCAAUGGUUUUGGUGACCAAUAAGUUGAUUGAAAACCCUGACUCACACGAGAUGUGCUACAUAUAUUAUCACGUAUACGGUGAAGAGGGCAAGGUGAACUUGAGAGCGCCCUUUGACAAAAGGGAUAUUAGCUUGGGUUGCAUAGACACAUUAUCUAUUACGCCGCCGCGCACUGUGGCCUCUCUAAAGUCUCGCAUCGUGAACGUCGAAGGCACUUCAAAUCAAGAAAUUCAAUUGUUUGAGGACACCAAUGGUGAAGUCCUGAUGAACGACGCUGACCAUCUACCUCUCUUUUCAGAGACCUUCUCAGGCUGCCUUGAAGCUGACCCAUUGGCGGUCGUCUAUGUUUCAAAAACGCCAAGUUCGAGAUCAACCAUGACAAAGGCGAUUCGAGCAAAAUACGAUUGCAAUGUCACCACUUACAUGGCCGUAAACUCCUGUGGAAGGGAGGCCCUUGUGAUGGCAGCCAAUCUCCCCCCCAUCCAAUAG